Molecule: messenger RNA, 1370 nt
Organism: Danio aesculapii
Lineage: Eukaryota; Metazoa; Chordata; Actinopteri; Cypriniformes; Danionidae
Product: gastrula zinc finger protein XlCGF8.2DB-like
Exons: 4
Coding region: 106-1221 (371 amino acids)
Biological process (GO): regulation of transcription by RNA polymerase II
Molecular function (GO): RNA polymerase II cis-regulatory region sequence-specific DNA binding; DNA-binding transcription factor activity, RNA polymerase II-specific
Source: RefSeq, a predicted model, not a curated record
UUGAGCUGCGAUUCUCACUUUGUAAUUCAACUGGAGAAAGGAUUAAGUGUCCAAACACAGAGAAAAACUCCUGCUGAAGCGACUGAUCUCCACACUGUUAUAAAGAUGGCGUUUAUUAAAGAGGAGAGUGAAGAUGUGAAGAUUGAAGACACAUUCACAGUCAAACAGGAAGAUCUGCAGGAACAAACAGAGCUGAUGGUGCUGAAAGAAGAGGCUGAUGAACUAGAUGAAAGGAAAGAGAAACACCAAGACACAACGACUGAUGAAAAACCCACACUAGCUAAAAAGACUUCAUCACGCGGGAGACCUCGGAAAUCCAAAUCUGAGUGUAACUUCACUUGUCGUCAAUGCGGAAACGGUUUCAAUCGGAAACAAAACCUUCAAGUCCACAUGAGAAUUCACACCGGGGAGAAACCUUACACCUGUGAACAGUGCGGGAAGAGUUUCUGCCAAAAGCCAAAUCUUAAAAUUCACAUGAGAGUUCACACAGGGGAGAAACCUUACACCUGUGAACGGUGCGGAAAGAGUUUUGCUAAAAUUCAUGGCUUCAAAGCCCACAUGAGAAUUCACACCGGAGAGAGGCCGUACACAUGCCAGCAGUGUGGGAAAGGCUUCUAUCAUACGGGAAACUUAGCAGUGCACAUGAGAACUCACACUGGGGAGGAGCCUUACACCUGCAGUCAGUGCGGAAAGGGUUUUAAGCAGAAUUGCAACCUUGAAGUCCACAUGAGAACUCACAAUGGAGGGAGAACAUUCACUUGCACACAGUGUGGGAAAGGUUUUCCUCAAAAACAAAACCUUGUUAUCCACGUGAGGACUCACACUGGAGAGAAACCUUACAUAUGCACAGAGUGCAGUAGAGGUUUCAUAUGUAAAAGCACGCUCAAAUACCACAUGAUAAGUCACGCCGGAGAGAAGCCGUUUGUAUGUUCUCAGUGUGGAAAGAGCUUCACAACCAAAGCUAGCCUCAUGAACCACACGAAUGGUCACACCGGAACCAUCGUGUUCACAUGUGAUCAGUGUGGAAAGAGUCUCACACGUAAAGACUCCAUUAAGCAACACGUGAGAAAUCACUCAAGAGAGCAACGUUUUCGAUGCAGAGAGUGUGGAAAGGACUUCAAACAUAAACGAAGCCUCAGCACUCAUUUGAAGCUUCACAAUGGAGAGCAGAGUCCUCAAAAUGGAGGCCUUGUCCCCCAAACGUGGGUGUAUUCAAGGUAAGGAGAAACGACCACGGAAGAAAGGCAAGCAAGGGAGAAGGUGAGGUGAACCAUCUGACUUCGAUUCCAGCCGCUGUAUGGCUUGAAAAGGUGAGUCUUUAUUUGGGACUGGUGAUUGCUGGUGCAGGUGUGUCUCAUUAGUAAUCAGGG